Messenger RNA from Pararge aegeria (speckled wood butterfly), 2293 nucleotides. RefSeq names its product transferrin (gene Tf). Gene Ontology annotation, biological process: iron ion transport. Gene Ontology annotation, cellular component: extracellular region; plasma membrane; recycling endosome. The coding region runs from base 67 to 2127 and encodes 686 amino acids. The record is from RefSeq and is a predicted model, not a curated record. The transcript is spliced from 14 exons. Lineage: Eukaryota; Metazoa; Arthropoda; Insecta; Lepidoptera; Nymphalidae.
GCACGAUUGCACGUGGUUAUAUAAGGAAUUCGUUGAAGAAACGUCCAGUUGUGUUUACAUUCGCGCAUGGUCGCCCGUCUGACCAUGACUUUGAAAUAUAUUUUAGUUUUGAUAGCUCUGACCGGUGCAAAUGUCAACUGCAAAACAACAUACAAAAUAUGCGUCCCAUCGCAAUACUUGAGUGCAUGUGAGGAGAUGCUUCAAGUGGACACUAAAAGCAAGGCUAUAUUGGAAUGUAUCGCAGCCAGAGAUAGGGUGGAAUGUCUGACGUUCGUGCAGCAGAGGCAGGCAGAUCUGGUGCCUGUAGACCCUGAGGAUAUGUACGUGGCAUCCAAGAUACCCAACCAAGACUUCGUGCUGUUCCAGGAGUAUAGAACAGAUGAAGAGCCUGACGCGGAAUUCCGGUAUGAAGCUGUCAUAGUCAUCCAUAAGGAUCUUCCCAUCAACAACCUGGACCAACUUAAGGGCUUGAAGUCGUGCCACACCGGCGUCAACAGAAAUGUCGGUUACAAAAUCCCGCUAACAAUGCUGAUGAAGCGAUCCAUCUUCCCCAAAAUGACGGACAGAACAAUCUCCCCAAAGGAGAACGAACUCCGCGCCCUCUCCACCUUCUUCAAGAAAUCCUGCAUAGUUGGAAAAUGGUCGCCUGAUCCAAAGACCACAUCAUUUUGGAAGACACAAUACAGCCAGUUGUGCGGCCUGUGCGAGCACCCAGACAUCUGCGACUAUCCUGACGUAUACAGCGGUUACGAGGGUGCUUUGAGAUGCCUGGCUCACAACGGUGGAGAGGUCGCCUUCACUAAAGUCAUCUUCACCCGCAAGUUCUUCGGGCUGCCAGUUGGAACGACCCCAGCUAGCCAGUCACCAGAGCACCCUGAUGAGUUCGCUUAUCUUUGCGUGGACGGAUCUAAAGUACCAGUCAGGGAAAAGGCUUGCUCUUGGGCUGCCAGACCCUGGCAAGGCUUGCUGGGACAUAACGAUGUGUUGGCACAUUUGUCACCUUUAAGGGAGAAGAUAAAGCAACUGUCCAACGCUGGUGCUGAAAGUAAGCCAGAAUGGUUCACAAAAGUCCUAGGCUUAUCCGACAAGAUCCACCACGUAGCUGACAACAUCCCCAUCAAACCUGUCGACUAUUUGAGCAAGGCCAACUACACAGAAGUCAUCGAGAGAGGGCAUGGCCCGCCAGAACCUGUCGUCAGGCUAUGCGUUACUACAAACGUGGAGUUGGCUAAAUGCCGUUCGAUGUCGGUGUUCGCAUUCAGUCGCGAUAUUCGCCCCAGGCUUGACUGCGUCCAGGAACCAUCGGAAGAGGCCUGUCUCAAAAGUGUCCAAGACAAUGGAUCCGACUUAGCGGCUGUGGAUGGUAUACGAGUGGCCUCGGCAUCUAAGGAGUUCAACCUUCACCCAGUCUUCCAUGAAGUGUACGGACCGACAAAAACACCCAAUUACGCCGUGGCAGUUGUUAAGAAAAACACUCCCUUUAAUAACGUUGAUGACUUGAAAGGAAAACGAUCCUGUCACAGCUCUUACGGCAAUUUCGGAGGAUUUGCUGCUCCACUGUAUUAUCUCAUCAACAAGAGAAAGAUAUCUUCCGAUCAAUGCGUGAAGAACUUCGGUGACUUUUUCUCAGGGUCAUGUCUACCUGGAGUUGACAAGCCAGAAAAUAAUCCAAGAGGUGACGACGUCUCCAAACUGAAGAAGCAAUGUUCAUCCAACAACAGUCCAUGGCUGUGCCUUCAAGAGAAUCGAGCUGAUGUUGCUUUCGUGCUAAGUGCGGAUCUAUCCAACUUUGACGCGUCACAGUAUGAACUACUCUGCCUGAACCGAGACGCCGGUGGUCGCGACAGUCUGGCAAACUUCGCCACUUGCAACAUAGCGUUGGCACCGACAAGAACCUGGUUAUCCGCCAAGGACUUCCUGUCAGAUGUGUCUAUAGCCCACACACCAUUAAGCUUAGCGGAACUGCUUGCUGACAGAAGUGACCUGUUCAAUAUCUAUGGGGAAUUCCUCAAGAAUAACAAUGUCAUUUUCAACAAUAAUGCAAAAGGACUAGCAACUACAGAGAAGAUUGACUUUGAAAAAUUCAAAAAUAUCUAUGAAGUUCUAAAGACUUGUGGGGUGGCCUAAUUAUUUUAUAUUACUAAUGCUCAUAUUUUACCAGUUAUGUUAUGUUAUUCAAUACUAAAAAAGGAAGACCAAAAAUAUAGGUCCAAUUAAUAAAACACGCAACAAUGUUUAUUCGAUAAGAUUUAUUUGCUUAAAUUGAGAAUAAAUAAUAAUACCAAAAAGUCAA